UUCUCCAAGAUAUGAUUAAGAUCAAAGACGAAGAACUGGAGAAAAUCUUUCAAAAGCACACGGAAAGUGUUUCUAUUAUAAAUGCUUUUGGACAAGAACUUGAAAAGUCUGAACAAGAGAAGAAGAACCUUCAGGCGGAUUAUGAUAACAUGAAGAAGGAGCUAACCUUCUGCAGAUCGUCUUAUUUCAUCCUCGUCUACAAAAUAACCACUGGGGAGGAUAAACAGAUCGGACCUGUAGAUGAAGUCACUUUUAGACUUAGCGAAUACAAGUAUAGGGACUUCCUAAAAUCCCUGAAAAAUAGAAUACCAGACAUUGAGAUACUUAAUCUGAACGAUGCUUAUUCAAACAACAAAGAAGCAAAGACUUUCAUGACGACUCACUUCCCUAACAAAGUGGGGGUGUUUAAUUUUAACAAGGGCUCUUCUUUAAAGUGUUGUCUGUCCGUUUUCUUUGAAGAACUGGUGGAAAUAAGCCAGAGAGUCAUUGGAGAGUUAAAUAUUCAUGAAUUUGAAAUCUCUCAGGCCCAACUAAUAGCUCUCCUCUGCGCCAACAAGCACAAACAACUAUUCGGACUUAUCAAGUGCAAACUUGAUCUAUCCUCUGUUCCUGAUUUCGGAGGAAAUCUUUCUGGAAGUUGGAUUAAAGGGCUAGAUCUGGACGGAUGCGGAGAAAUUUGGUGCUGAAAUUGGCAAUAUAAUGGAACUCACUUUGAAAAUCUCAUUGCUGGACUUUCUCAAGAAGAGGAUUUUAAGAAGAACCUGAAGAUGAUUAAGAUGAGUGAGUGAGGAAUGGAGAAGAAUAUGGUAGAGAAGAUUUUGGAGGAUUAUGGAUUUGGGCAUGUUGAAAUUUAUAACCAUUCUAAGUAAUUGUCAACACUGAAGCUGUUAAAGAGAAGAAUUUUGUUGCUGU
Molecule: messenger RNA, 912 nt
Organism: Moneuplotes crassus
Lineage: Eukaryota; Ciliophora; Spirotrichea; Euplotida; Euplotidae
Source: the annotation of a GenBank genome assembly